Geodia barretti is the source of this 1101-nucleotide messenger RNA. The record is from the annotation of a GenBank genome assembly. NCBI's taxonomy places the organism in Eukaryota, Metazoa, Porifera, Demospongiae, Tetractinellida, Geodiidae.
AUGGGCGCUACUCUUCCCCGGGCCAACCUGUCAGGGUGCCGGUUGAAUCCCUGUCACCUGUACCGGGCUGACUUGAGACAAGCGAACCUGAGCAGGUCGUUGAUUAACGGGGCGAACCUGCGGGGGGCCAACUUACAGAGGGCGGACCUGUCCGAGGCGGACAUGGACCGAGCGGUCCUCUCGGAUGCCAACCUGUCGGGCGCCAACCUGCGGGGGACUAACCUCUCCAGAACAAACCUGACCGGCGCUAACUUUACCGACGCAGACUUGACCGGCGCCAUAUUACAUCGGGCGGCGUUGACCCGCUCGACUUUAGACGGAGCAAUCCUGGAAAACGCCGAUUUCUACGAGGCAACCUUCAAUGACGUGAGCCUGUCGGCCACCAAGUUUGCGGGCAGCAUCGUUGGCUACACGGUGUUCCAGAAUUGUGACCUGAGCAAGACGGAGGGGUUGGACCAAGUCCGCCACGAUGCGCCCAGCAGCGUGGGCUUGGAUACUUUGUACCGUUCCGGGGGCCGGAUUGAGGACAUUUUCUUGCGCAACGCUGGAACCCCGGACUCCAUCCGGGAGUUUCAGAGGAUUCUUUUAGAGACCCCGCCGUUGUCAGGGGACUUUUUUAUCUCUUGCGCCAGCCAGGACGCCGCCACCGCCCAAGCUCUCCAGGCCGACUUGCAGUCUCAAGGCGUCCGAUGCUGGGUGUUCUCUGAGGAUUUUCGAGGCAGUGCGUUGGUCGAACGACACAGCACCUCGGACCAAGAGGAAGUGGAGCGUUGGCUGAGGGACUACGACAAGCUGAUCGUGCUAUGCACCGACAACGCCUUGGACAGCGAGAAGAUACGGAACGACAUCACCCAAGCUCAACAGCUACAACAGAGCAAGGACGAGUGGCUGCUAUACUUGGUGGAUCCCAGCGGGCGCUUGGGCCAAAGCAGGAACCGGUUGGCCCGCACCCUCAGCAGCGAGCAUGUGGUGUUCGACUUGGGCGGCAAAGACUCUGACCUCGAGAAGUACCAAGGUGAACUCUCCCGAUUGGCGGAGAGUUUGUUGACGUCUCAACCGCGUUCUGCCGGUAUCCCCACCUACGAGGAAUUCCGGUUGUAG